UCCAGUGCAAUCCGUUUCAGUUCCGUUGUUGUAUUCCAGAAUACAUACUCGUAGCUUGUAAUGGUUCUACUUCUAAUGUGUAUGGGUUUGGCAGUCUGAUACGAUGGAUAACGAGUACAGAAGGAAGUUUUCCGAGAGACCGGGAGAAUUAUUUUCAGAAGGUUGCCGUAAACGCCCGGAGGCAAAAUUAUCUGGUGCGGGAGAUAGUAAGAGUUCUGAAAGAAGCAACGUUAAGGUUCGACCGAGGACAGCGCGAAAAAGUCUUAAACACGCUUUUGACGAAGCAGCAAAGUUCUGUGAGCCACCAUCUGGUAGCUACUACUGGUUGACACGGAUUGUUUUCCUUCGUGCUUUAGGUUUUCUAUAUGCUGUGGCAUUUCUUAUUGCACUUAACCAGAAUGAGUACUUAAUAGGAAGAAAUGGUCUGCUGCCAGCCGACCUGUUCAUGAAUGCGGUGAAAGAACAUGCACAUGGCUUAAACAUCCAAGCAAUAACACAAGUACCCUCCAUCCUUUGGUUUUUCAACUUUGAAGACAUUGACUUUUACCUAAAUGCAAUUGCCAUGGCAGGGUUUCUUUUAUCUUCCACGGUGGCAAUUACGGGAGCAGCCAAUGCAGUCACAAUGCUGGUUUUGUGGAUUCUGUACCACUCCAUUGUCAAUGUUGGUCAGAGGUGGUAUUCAUUUGGAUGGGAGUCUCAACUACUGGAGACUGGAUUUCUUGCAAUAUUCUUUUGUCCACUCUUCAAAUGGAAGCAACUGCCCAGAGGAACACCCCCAUCAUGGGUGGUUGUGUGGGGUUAUCGUUGGCUACUGUUCAGAAUAAUGUUGGGUGCGGGUUUAAUCAAGAUCCGAGGUGACAAGUGCUGGAAGACGCUCACCUGCAUGAAUUACCAUUAUGAGACUCAACCUGUUCCUAAUCCAAUCAGCUACUAUCUUCACCAAAGUCCUUCAGUGAUACACAUGACGGAGGUUCUCGGAAACCAUUUAAUAGAGCUGGUGGUGCCAUGGUUUCUUUUCAUGACUCGUCCUUUCAUACUAGCUUGUGGAGCAAUACAGAUAACAUUCCAGGUUAUACUGAUCAUCAGUGGAAAUUUGAGUUUUCUGAACUGGCUUACAAUUUUGCCAGCUAUACCGUACUUUGACGACAGAAUUCUCAAGCGACUCUUCAAUGAGAGAACUAAAACUGAAGCUGCUGUUCUUGCAAAGGACGAGAGCACAGGAAUUAUCAGACCAAGUAAGUUGCUUCAUGCGUUCGAAGUGGGAGCCUGUCAUUACUACGAGGUGAAUUUUCCAGGUAGAGUAAGGAGAUUCACAAAUAUGUCUCUAGCACUGUGCCUGGCUUUUCUCAGUAUUCCUGUUGUGAUCAACCUGUUGUCACCACACCAACACAUGAAUACAUCCUUUGAGCCUCUUCGUAUAGUUAACACUUAUGGAGCAUUUGGAAGUGUUACAAAGGUGAGGAAAGAGGUCAUUCUUCAAGGCACCAGUGACAACCCCAAUAACCCAGUUGCUAAAUGGGAGGAAUAUGAAUUCAAGUGCAAACCAGGGAAUGUUUUUCGUAGACCCUGUCUCAUCAGCCCAUACCACUACAGGCUUGACUGGAUAAUGUGGUUUGCUGGUUUCCAGAAUUAUCAGCAAAAUCCAUGGCUUGUUCACCUUUCUUUCAAACUAUUGUCAAAUGAUGAAACUGCCACAGCUCUUAUUGCUAACAACCCAUUUGUAGGAAGGAAGCCUCCAAAAUUUAUAAGGGCGGAGCAUUACCGCUACAGAUACGCACGUUUUGGAAGUCCGGAAGCCAGGGUUGGACAGUGGUGGACACGUGAACGUGUUGGUAAUUACAUGCCACCAGUUUCUAUAGAAACAUUGAAGCCAGUCAUGGAAAAAUUUGGAUGGAAUCGCAAGGCUUAACUCGGUAGUUUUUCAUUGAGAGGAUAGGCAAACUCAGGUGCACCUGCCAACUUGUGUGCAGUGCCAAAGACAUUGUAAUGUAGUGUUCAUUUCUUUUCUUGUGUGUACUCUAGUCAGGAAGUAAAUUGUUUUAUUUCA
Molecule: messenger RNA, 2047 nt
Organism: Ornithodoros turicata
Lineage: Eukaryota; Metazoa; Arthropoda; Arachnida; Ixodida; Argasidae
Product: lipase maturation factor 1-like
Exons: 11
Coding region: 104-1909 (601 amino acids)
Biological process (GO): protein maturation
Cellular component (GO): endoplasmic reticulum membrane
Source: RefSeq, a predicted model, not a curated record